AUGAUGAUGAUGAGAGCGUGACCUCACCGCUUUCCGCACAGCUGCUGGAGAGCGGGGGAGACGCACGGAGAGCGGAGCGAACAACAUAAACACGCCGAGGGAGACAGCGAGAGAGAGGCGCGGAACAGCGGAGAACAUUCACAACUCAGCGGGGAACCGCUCGGCACGAGGGAACACCGUCGUCGCAGGGCGUCCGUGGACUGCUUCCCAGCCAGUCCGCCUCCCAGAAUGUUCUGUGCCCCCGGUUCUUUUCUACGGUACACGAAACAGUCGCCGCGGCGUCCCCACGAACACUGAAGCCCAGAUGCUCACCCUCUCCGCCGACAUGGACGAGUCCUCGUCACUGCUGGAUCUGCUGGAGUGUUCGGUGUGCCUGGAGCGCCUGGACACCACGGCUAAGGUGCUGCCGUGCCAGCACACCUUCUGCCGCCGCUGCCUGGAGAACAUUGUCAGCUCCCGGAACGAGCUCCGCUGCCCGGAGUGCCGCAUCCUGGUGGACUGCGGGGUGGACGACCUGCCCGCUAACAUCCUCCUGGUUCGCCUCCUGGAUGGUAUCAAGCAGCGGCCCCAGCGAGGAAGCGGAGGAGGAGGGGGAGUAGGAGCGGGAGGCAGGCAGUCCCUAGCCGGGGGCUCGCUGCAGGGGUACGCAGCCGGGAUAUCCGCCUCUCCUCCGGGCACAGCGAUCAGGGAGCUUCCCGUGGCCACCAGGAGCUCUCCUGCUAAGAAUAUCCCAGCGCUACCUUGCGGCAAAGCCCUCUAUUCUUAUGAGGGCAAGGAACCGGGCGACCUCCAGUUUUCCAAAGGUGACAUCAUCAUCCUGCGACGCAAGGUGGAUGACAACUGGUACCACGGCGAGCUCAAUGGUUGUCAUGGUUUCUUGCCUGCUAGUUACAUCCAGCUGCUGCGUCCCCUGAGCCAAACUCCACCCCAGGGCAAAGCGUUGUAUGACUUUGAGGUCAAAGACAAGGACCAGGAUAAAGACUGUCUGGCCUUCAGCAAGGAUGAGGUGCUGACAGUAAUCAGGCGAGUAGAUGAGAACUGGGCAGAAGGCAUGCUGGGAGACAAGAUUGGCAUCUUCCCAAUUCUUUAUGUGGAGUUAAAUGAAACAGCCAAGCAGUUGAUGGAGAUUGACAAACCUAUACCAGCUAAUGCACCGGGUCCGAGCUCUGAGCCGGCCCCGUUGGGCCCCUGCCCUUCCGGGCCCUCCCCAAGCGCGUCCCCGUCUAAUGGAAACGGCUUUGGCCAUCGGAGAGGCGAAGGAAAGAAGAACGCCAAGAAGCGCCAUUCGUUUACCGCUCUAUCCGUCAGCCAGAGGGCUGCCCAGCUCAACAACAGACACAGCAUGGAGAUCUCCCACCCAGUCCUCAUCAGCUCCUCUGACCCCAGAGCGGCUGCACGCAUCCAGGAUGCGUCUCCCCCAGGUCCAUCUCCCUCCUCGGCAGGGGUGCUGGUGCCCCCCAAAGUGGCAUCCAUAACCUCUGAGCUGUUGGCCCAUGCCAAGGUUCAGCUCCCACUCAACAUAUACUUGGCAUUAUAUGCCUACAAACCCCAGAAGGCUGACGAGCUGGAGCUUAGAAAAGGGGAGAUGUAUCGGGUGACAGAGAAGUGUCAAGACGGAUGGUUCAAAGGCACGUCACUGAGAACUGCUGCCUCUGGCGUCUUCCCGGGAAACUAUGUCACUCCUGUGUCCAGGGCUCCAUUUGGAGUUGGUGCUACUCGGAGCUCGUGUUUGUCCAGCCCAGGAGGAGGAAGUGGCUGCAGUCAGGUGGCAAGUAAAAUCUUAGACCCCUCGUCUCCAGGAUCCCCGGGGCCCUCUUCGUCCCGUCCUGGCACCCCACUGGUAAACUCAGCCAACGCUGUUAACAGCAUCAGUCCCGCCUCUUCGCCACAAACUGCUGCCGCCCAGCUGAAAAACUGCCUGCGCUCCAGCCAGCAUACGGUCAACCAAGCACGCACCUCAAUGCAGCUGGUCCACAGUCCCUCUGCUGCAAGCCCGGAACGCCCCACGGUGGCCAUAUCUCCCCUUCGUUCUCAGAGCUCCUCCCCGUCGCGCUGCCCUGGCCAAUCGGGUCGUCCUCUCUCCAUGGUGUCUCCGGGACCCAGCUUAGGGCCCUCGCCCCUCUCUUCCCCGGCUUCGCGCCCCAUCCUCCCCCUCUCCUCCCCUCUCUCCUGCCUCACGCCUCCGAACGUGUCCGCGGUGCUCCUCAACGGAGAGUCAGCCAGUCCACUGCAACCGCCAUCGCCGGGCCCCUCGCACACCCCAGCCCAAGGCGUCCUCGCGCCAAAAGCAGAGAAGCCUCUGCACAGAAAGUCCGGUUCCCUGGAUACCAACUUCCCCAUGUCACCCCCGGCAACACGUGCUGGCAAUGCUCUGAUGGUCCUCCGACCUGAACCCAAACCCCUGUCCAGAGAGAGAGAGAUUAAAAAGUUAACCAAGGUAAUAUUUGGAUAUGUGCGAGAGCAGAACACUGACAAUAUCGCAAAUACUGCGAGUAAAUGA
Molecule: messenger RNA, 2500 nt
Organism: Neolamprologus brichardi
Lineage: Eukaryota; Metazoa; Chordata; Actinopteri; Cichliformes; Cichlidae
Source: RefSeq, a predicted model, not a curated record